GCGGCGGCGCCCCGGCCCUCCAUGAGCCCGCGGCGGAGCCCCCCGCGCCCCCUCUCGCUCGGCCUCGGCCUCGGCCUCUGCCUCUGCCUGGCCGCGGCGCGGGGAGCCGCGCACCCGGAGUGACAUCACUCCCUUUCUUCCUGUGCGCCGGCUCUGACACAAGCCAGAUGGCCGUGGCCAUCGGUAGGCGCGCAGGCCGCCUGGUACCACAGUUGAUGAAACGGCGAGGAAGACGUUUCACGGUCAGCUGCGGGAGCACAAGGAGGCUGCAGCUUUGCUAACUCUCGCCCCUGUUCUUUGCCUCUGGUUUUGUUGCUGAAGAUAAUCACAGUGAUGUCUGCAUUCAACCUGCUGCAUUUGGUGACAAAAAGCCAGCCCGUAGCCCUGCGAGCCUGUGGGCUUCCCUCAGGGUCAUGUAGGGAUAAAAAGAGCUGUAAGGUGGUCUUUUCCCAGCAGGAACUGAGGAAGCGGCUCACACCCCUGCAGUACCAUGUCACUCAGGAGAAAGGGACGGAAAGUGCCUUCGAAGGAGAAUAUACACAUCACAAAGAUCCUGGAAUCUAUAAAUGUGUUGUUUGUGGAACUCCAUUGUUCAAGUCAGAAACCAAAUUUGACUCCGGUUCAGGUUGGCCUUCAUUCCACGACGUGAUCAGCUCGGACGCAAUCACGCUCACAGAUGACUUUUCCUACGGGAUGCACAGGGUGGAAACAAGCUGCUCCCAGUGCGGGGCUCACCUUGGGCACAUUUUUGAUGACGGACCUCGUCCGACGGGCAAAAGAUACUGCAUCAACUCGGCAUCCCUGUCUUUCACACCUGCAGAUGGCAGCGGCGCCGGCGGCGGGGCGGGCAGCCCGGCCCAGGCGGACAAGACCGAGCUGUAGACGAAGGGAGAGCGCCGGAGCAAGUGUACUUAACGCACAGCUUACUUCACGAUCCGAAUUGUCUAUCUUAGAUAUAUUUUUUCAAAAAAUAUAAGGGCAGUUUUGUGCUAUGGAUAUUUUUCUUCUUUUGCUUAAACAGAGGCCCUGGCAGUCAACGUAUUUUGCUAUUGACUAGAUCUGGAACUGUUUAUAACUUUAGCGAACAAAGAUAGUUUUGUGAAACUUCUUCACAAGUCGCUUAGAUACCAUUUGGCAUUAUUUGCUUUGAGCACAUAGCUUCUUUUAAGAUUUUUUUUUCCCCUUGCUUAAGAGGCCCAAGGUGCUUGGUCUUUACACGUGACAAGACCUCCAGGCGGAGCAGAGAGCGGAGCUCGGGAGUGCCGGGCAUGCAGACCUGCGAGCCACCUGGCCGGAGGUGCAGAUCUACCUAAGAUAAGGACGGAGUGAUGUCUUAGGAGACUUCUCAGCCUUGUGGAAAGUUUGAGCUAAGGUCGUUUAUUCUCGCUAAAAGGGUGUGAAGGUCUCAAGUCUUUCCUUAUGUUAAAUUGCUGCCAGACCUGAGGGGGCGCACCGAGUGUUAUGGCAGAGAAGUAAACAUUACCUCACGGUUAGGCCUUUCUUUUAUUUUAUUUUCCAUUGAAAACAUUGGAAUGUAAGACAACUGUAAAAU
This is a messenger RNA of Ceratotherium simum simum (southern white rhinoceros), 1552 nucleotides long. Lineage: Eukaryota; Metazoa; Chordata; Mammalia; Perissodactyla; Rhinocerotidae. The record is from RefSeq and is a predicted model, not a curated record.